Microthlaspi erraticum is the source of this 894-nucleotide messenger RNA. The record is from the annotation of a GenBank genome assembly. NCBI's taxonomy places the organism in Eukaryota, Viridiplantae, Streptophyta, Magnoliopsida, Brassicales, Brassicaceae.
AUGGCGGAUCCUAGUCCGGCUAGUUUCGGGACGCAGGCCAAUGCGUUACUUAGAAAGAACUUAACCUAUCAGAGGAAACACAUAUGGACGAAUGUUCGGCUCAUCCUGGUUCCAGUCUUCCUUUGCUUGCUUCUCCUGGCGAUUCAACAAGUGCUCGAUGCCCUGAUGAAUAGUGUAUCUCAAAUGGCUAAUGAUUGUAAGACUAACCCUGAUAUGCCUGGUGAUAUCUGCCCCAUCUCAAACCCUCCAUUGUUGCCUCCGAUGCUGCAGCUUCCACAACAUGAACUCCGUUCUGUUAAGGCCGAUUUCCUUCCCUACAGAGACCUCCCUGACAAGUCCUGCAGAGUAACAGAAGGAUCUUGUCCUGUAACCAUACUUAUCACUGGGGAUAAACAGCCCCUUGGUAAAGAUUUAUCCGAGAAUAUAUUUGCUACUUCUUUUGCCGUUAAUACCUCAGACGUCUUGCCUUCUUUAGCCAAUAAUGUCUUGGGCUCGACAGAAGCAGCAGGAGAAAACAAUUAUGCAGAUCCAAGGAUUGCCUCAGAUCUCCCCAUCUACAGUAUCCAACCACUUUGCAGUGCAAAGUCUACAUGGCCGCUCUCUUUCGCGAAAAUUCAGACCGAGGUGAAGUGUGUUCAAGGGUUGUGUCUCUGGAGAAAUAACUCUGCGGAGGUCAAUGAUGAGCUCUUCAAGGGUAGUUGGAAGGGAAACCCUGCGGGGUUGACAAAUGAGAUCGCCGCAGCAUAUGAUCUCAAGAGUACGGAUAAGAAAAACUUCAAUGUGACAAUAUGGUAUAACUCAACCUACAAGGAUGAGUUUUCAACUCGCCCUCUAAAGCUGGUCCGAGUUCCCCGCUCUAUCAAUCUGGUACUCAACGCAUCCCUUUAUCCUUGA